UCUUCUGGGUUUGAUUCGUUAUCUAUCAUCAAUGGCGAUUGUAUCAUCACUACGAGACAUCAACCUCUUCUCUUCACUACCUUCGACGGCGGAUUCUUCAUCAUCGGGAACAUUCCGGCCACCUCCUCCUCCGAUACCGGUUCCCAAAUACGCACCGUCUCGUCGAGAUCGUAAUCCGAAAACGAACCAUCAAACCGAUACACAGCCGAAGAAACAGCCACAAUCGAAUCCAGCUCUAAAGCUUCCGCAUCACCGAACCAGAUACUACAAACCGGUUAAAGAAGGAGUUAUCUCCUCAGACGGCGACCGUACAAUCGUAAUCGGAGAUUCCGGCGUCUCCUACCAGCUUCCCGGUGCUCCGUUCGAGUUUCAGUUCAGUUACUCGGAGACUCCGAAGGUUAAACCGGUUGGGAUACGCGAACCGGCGUUUAUGCCGUUCGCGCCUCCGACGAUGCCGAGACCAUGGACUGGGAAAGCGCCGUUGAAGAAAUCGAAGAAGAAGAUUCCGUUGUUCGAUUCGUUCAACCCACCGCCGGCGGGGAAACCUGGGGUUAAGUAUGUUGAAAUGCCUGGGCCGUUGCCGUUUGGGAGGUAUCCUAAAGAAGGGAUGAAUAGAGAUGAGAUUUUAGGAGAGCCGUUGAAGAGAUGGGAGAAAGGGAUGUUGAUUAAGCCUCAUAUGCAUGAUAAUCGUCAGGUUAAUUUGGGAAGAGAUGGAUUUACACAUAAUAUGUUGGAAUUGAUACAUUCUCAUUGGAAGAGACGACGUGUUUGUAAAGUUCGAUGUAAAGGAGUUCCUACUGUUGAUAUGAAUAACGUGUGUCGUGUUCUUGAGGAAAAGACAGGAGGAGAGAUUAUUCACAGAGUCGGAGGUGUGGUGUACCUUUUCAGGGGUAGAAAUUACAACUACCGCACACGUCCACAGUAUCCGUUGAUGUUGUGGAAGCCAGCAGCUCCUGUUUAUCCAAAGCUUAUUCAAGAAGUUCCUGAAGGAUUGACUAAAGAAGAAGCUCAUGAGUUCAGGGUGAAGGGAAAGUCUCUUAGGCCCAUAUGCAAGUUGUCUAAAAAUGGAGUCUACGUGUCGCUGGUCAAAGAUGUUAGAGAUGCCUUCGAACUGAGUUCCUUGGUGAAAAUUGAUUGCCCAGGACUUGAACCUAGCGAUUAUAAGAAGAUAGGCGCUAAGCUUAAGGAGUUAGUUCCUUGCGUGCUUCUGUCUUUCGAUGAUGAGCAAAUACUCAUGUGGAGAGGACGAGAGUGGAAGUCGCGAUUUCUGGACAAUCCUUUAAUUCCAAACCUUUCUGAGACCAACAAAGCGAAUGAACUUGAUCCCUCAGACAAACCCAGUAAAGAAGAAACUGUGUCUGAUCCAAAGACAGUGAUCUCAAGCCCCAAAAUGAUCUCUCUCUGGAAACGGGCGUUGGAAUCAUCCAAGGCAGUGAUUCUUGAAGAGCUUAACCUAGGUCCGGACGAUCUAUUGAAGAAGGUGGAAGAGAUAGAAGGCACUUCACUGGCUGCAGAACACACUUUCACAGCUAUGGUCUUGACGAAUAGUGAUGGUGCAGCCGAGGAUUACGUGGAAGACAAGGAUCGGUCCGAAGAGUAUUAUAGUGACAUAGACGAUGACUUUGACGACGAGGGUUCCGAUGAUGAAUCGCUUGAUCCGGUGGGUCCAGUGGGAUCUUUGCCCGUCGACAAGAUAGUUAGGAAGCUGAGGGAAAGACUAAAAUAGAGCCAAUAGUGUUACUAUGUAAUUUCAUCUUUGUUUUGUGUAAAUGUUGUAAACAUACUCCAAACCUCAAGUGUCAAACGAAGUGCUUAUAGACUAGAUUAGGAGCACGGGUUGAAAUUUCUUUUAUUUAUAUUAUAGUUUUUAUAUAAAA
Messenger RNA from Camelina sativa (false flax), 1877 nucleotides. Its product is annotated as CRS2-associated factor 2, chloroplastic. Gene Ontology annotation, biological process: Group II intron splicing. NCBI's taxonomy places the organism in Eukaryota, Viridiplantae, Streptophyta, Magnoliopsida, Brassicales, Brassicaceae. The record is from RefSeq and is a predicted model, not a curated record. Gene Ontology annotation, molecular function: RNA binding.